Sabethes cyaneus is the source of this 1578-nucleotide messenger RNA. RefSeq names its product poly(A) polymerase type 3-like. Gene Ontology annotation, cellular component: nucleus. NCBI's taxonomy places the organism in Eukaryota, Metazoa, Arthropoda, Insecta, Diptera, Culicidae. The coding region runs from base 1 to 1578 and encodes 525 amino acids. The record is from RefSeq and is a predicted model, not a curated record. The transcript has a single exon. Gene Ontology annotation, molecular function: RNA binding; poly(A) RNA polymerase activity.
AUGGCCGACGUUAUCAGUUUGGCGGAACCGACCCCGGAAGACCUGCAGAGAACGACCGAACUAGAGAAAGUUCUUGCGUCGUCCAACGUGCUCGAAGAUCCCUCGGAGCGGGAACAUCGGAAGCAGAUACUGGCCAAACUGAACGCUCUCUUCAGGCAGUGGGUUCGAGAUGUAUCGAUCGCUCAGAAUAAGCCGGAGGCAGUGGCAGAUAAGUUGGGCGGAACGAUCUAUCCAUUCGGUUCGUACCGGUUGGGGGCUUACGACAAGAAUGCGGACAUAGACGUCGUCUGCGUUGCUCCACGUGACGUCAAGCGGUCCGACUAUUUCGGAUCGUUCUUCGAACUGCUCAAAAGGCAACCGGAAGUGACCUGGUGCCAGGCACUGGAAGAUGCUACUGUACCAAUAAUCAAGAUAAACUUCGACGGAAUCGAGUUCGAUCUGCUGUUCAUUAAACUGGCACUGGCUAAAGUUCCAGACAAUUUUGAUUUGUUCGACGAUAUGCUGCUGGACAAAGCUGAUUGCCACUCGAAGCGCAACUUGAACGGGGUUCGAGUGACGGAGGAGAUUCUUCGCUUGGUUCCCGAUAUAGACAGUUUCCGUUUGGCACUGCGUGUCAUCAAACUGUGGGCUAAAAGUCGUGGAAUCUAUUCCAGUUUAAUGGGUUACCUCGGCGGUAUAUCGUGGACUAUACUGCUUGCCAGAACCUGUCAACUGCAUCCAAAUGCGACCGCCGCCACUCUGGUGCAUAAUUUUUUUCUGGUAUUCUCUGGCUGGGACUGGUCCCAGCUAGUACGGUUAAAACAGGUUGGUACCGUCGUCUCUAUCAAACGGUCAAGUUUAAUGCCAAUCAUUACGCCCGUCGAUCCACAAGAGAAUACUGCAUUUAAGGUUUCCCGCUCGGCACGACAGAUGAUAAUCGAUGAAUUACAUCGAGGUAAACAGGUAACAGACGAAAUCAUGCUCACCAAGGCAGCUGGCUGGGACAAACUAUUCGCAGCGCCAAGUUUCUUCUUCAAAUAUCGCCACUUCAUUGUGCUCUUGGCGUCAUCCAACAACGCAGAUGAUCACCGGGGAUGGUGCGGUCUGGUCGAGUGCAGGAUUAUUACGUUGAUUAGAGAUCUGGAGUGCCAACCACAUAUUAAUUUCCACGUUAAUCCGAAACGUUUCGAACAUCCCGAGCACACUUCGAAAGAACGGAGCGACGGAGAGGUUAAGCAGCUAUGUUCUUUAUGGUUCAUCGGAUUGGAGUUCGACAAGCCGGAAAGUUCGUCUGUUGACUUGACCAAGGACAUUGACCGGUUUACCAAUAGAUUACCCAGAAAUGCUGAGUCCACAAUGAAGAUCGAAGCUCGUCGCAUUGGGCAGGAGCAAUUGAGUCAAUAUUUACAACCGAACCUGCUGAUGCGGGAAACUUCACCGGACGUAAAUAGUGGAACUACCACUAGGAAGCGUCUCCCGUCUGAUGACGAGCAAACGGCGCCAGCAGUGCAAAGCAAGAAAGCAAAGACGGAUUCCGUGAUUUCAACCACCGCCAGCAAGUCAUUGAGACAACGACUAUUGAAUACUUGUAAUAUUUGA